Messenger RNA from Orbilia oligospora ATCC 24927, 3447 nucleotides. RefSeq lists its product as uncharacterized. NCBI's taxonomy places the organism in Eukaryota, Fungi, Ascomycota, Orbiliomycetes, Orbiliales, Orbiliaceae. Gene Ontology annotation, molecular function: ADP binding; protein binding; catalytic activity. Gene Ontology annotation, biological process: nucleoside metabolic process. Bases 1 to 3447 code for a protein of 1148 amino acids. The transcript has a single exon. The record is from RefSeq and is a predicted model, not a curated record.
AUGGUACGCCCAAUACUACCUAAUAGUCACUAUACCGUGGCUUGGAUAUGCGCCCUUCCAGUGGAAAGAGCUGCAGGGUGCUCCAUGCUCGAUCUGGAACACGAUGGGCCAUCUGAGGUCAGCCUCGGUGAUGAUAAUGCCUACCAGCUAGGCAGCAUUGGGAGACACAACAUAGUCAUCGCCAGUCUCCCCCUAGGAUCUUAUGGCACGACAAGUGCCGCUGUUGUCGCAACACAAAUGAAAUCGACCUUUCGUUCGCUAAAAGUCUACCUAAUGGUCGGAAUAGGCGGCGGGAUCCCAAAGCCGUCUCACGACAUAAGGCUUGGGGACAUAGUUAUCAGCAAACCGGAAAACAAUCUCGGAGGGGUCGUACAGUAUGACCUUGGAAAAACCGUGAAGAGAGGGCAUUUUGAGCGGUGUGGCAGCUUGAAUAAGCCGCCACAGAUUCUACUUACUGCGAUAGCAGGUCUCCAAGCCAGUCAUGAACUGAAAGGGAUAAACAAAAUUCGAAAUUACUUAUCAGAGGCAUACCAAAAGCAUCCCAAUCUAGUAGAGGCCUACACACACCAAGGCCAGGAGCACGAUGUAUUGUAUAAGGCCGAUUAUGAACAUGAAGGGGAUACUACCUGCGAAUCUUGCAACACCGACGAAGUGGUCUCGCGCAAAGUCCGAAAGAACAUGUAUCCUGUCAUUCAUUACGGAACCAUAGCUUCAGGGAACCAAGUGAUCAAACACGGUGUAACUCGGGACCGCAUCGGCGAUGAUUCCGGGGCUAUAUGCUUCGAAAUGGAAGCCGCCGGUUUGAUGGAUCACUGUCCAUGCUUGGUCAUUCGAGGAAUAUGUGACUACUCAGAUAGUCACAAGAAUAAACGUUGGCAACCUUACGCUGCUCUAACCGCCGCGGCGUAUACGAAGGAACUUGUUUCUCAAAUUGCUCCUUUAGGUAUUUCGUCUCCACUAUCCCUAGAGUCAAGUAGUCCUCAAUAUACUAAUUUGCAAAUUACGGCACAAGCGGGCAGCACUAUGAGGCAAGAUCCUCGUCACGUCGCGAAACAACAUAUCUUUGAUAUUCCUAGAAUUCUACACCCCCAUUUUAGCGGACGUCAAAAGUAUCUACAACAAAUAUAUGAUGCACUUCACCGCGGUUCUACCAGCGAAAGGGGAGCAAUCGUCUCGAUCUUCGGUAUACCUGGGGUCGGGAAAUCUCAGCUUUCCAUUAAGUAUGUAAUGGAGAACAGAAAUGGAUACAAUUUUGGCUUCUACGCGAUAGCCAAAACCGUCGAUCAUUGGCUCAGUAGCUGUACUAAUAUUGCCCUGGCUUUAAACCUACCCGGAGCGGGAUCUAUCGACCAAGGCCAAAUAACACAGGCUUUAAAGAGAUGGUUUGCUAGUAAUACUGAUUGGGUCCUCAUCAUUGAUGAUGCUGCAUCAUCCGUCGUAGAGCUGCUCCGAAGCUCUUUGCCUCAGAACCUCAACGGCCAUGUAAUCCUAUCCACGAGGGACAAGCACAUUGCACACGAAUUUUGCCCUUCAGCAUGUUGUAUUCAACUUCUGGAGAUGGAUUUAACCGAAGGCAAAGAAUUGGUACUGAAAAUAUCUAGCCGGGAGGGAGAUACUUCUGAAGUUGCAGAAAGAAUCAGUCAGGAACUAGGUGGCCUUCCACUUGCGUUAGAACAAAGUGUAAGGUGUGCAGUGCAGAGAUGUUGGAAUCUCAGUACACUCUUUGAUAAUCUACAGGAAAGCAAACUACAGGUGGUGAAGGAUCCGAUAGAAAACUCGCACCAUGCCGAUGUUAUCACAACCUUAGACAUAGCUCUCAAGGAAUUAGGUCCAACCCAUAUCGACAUCUUGAAACUUAUCCUAUUGAUGCGCCCGCAAGCUCUCCCUUUGGCACUUUUGACAGACGGUGCCCCUGAUUUAUCAUACGUCCGCGGUGAAUAUCAUACAAGAGACGAAACCAAUGAUAGCAGUGGCGGGAUCAAUGCUGCACCAACCAAAGAGAGCAAAAUAUGGAGGAAGCGGAUCCAGAACCGAUUCACAGGGCUAAGACUCAUGAAGUCCAAAACCAAAUCCGAAUUUACGGUAUCCCAACAUGAAAACACCAUGAAACUUCGGGCUUUUAAUCACAUGAGAGGCAUUCUUCAGUCAAAGUCGGAACUCGAUAAAGCGAUAUUAGUUUUAGAGAAAUCAUCAAUAGUUCGACGGUCAGAGAACGGGAGGAUCUGGGUGCAUGACCUUUUUCGGGAGAUAUUACAAUUCAAGAUCGAAGAAAGUGAAAGAAAGGUUUUCGUGCAGUACGCUGCACAAAUCGUCGGCCGAGGAUUCCCGGUCGAAUCGUUCCAUACCAAGUCGGCCAUUUGCAGUUGUUACCUCCCGCAUGCACUCGAGGUGAUGAUGCUGCUAGAAAAGUACAAUCUGCACAACAAAGAAACACUAUUGACGAUGAGAUCUAUUGGAAAGUAUUACUCUUGCUCUGGAAGAAUCAGUGAAUCUUUACGAUGGUCUCAACACUUGCUCAAAAUCACAAACGAUACACUAGGGCAAGGCCAUCGAGAAUCAUUGAUAAUAAUGGCCGAGGUCGGCACAAUUUUAGGCGCUCAAGGGAGCACCGACGAGUGCCUGCAAAUGAAUACCUGCGUCCUGAUCGGUCUCGCAGGAUCUGACUUUAUACAGUAUGCUCGUGACCGAUUUGCCAGCACCAAUAAUCUCGUUGCCUCUGCCGAAAACAAAGGAAUAGAAGUCUUUCAGUUGUGCCAAUGCGUACUGAGGGCAAUAGACUGCGAUCAAGACCAUAUGGCUUGUCCAGACUGGGAAUCAAUACUCAUAGUUAUUGGUAACAUUGUAUCUAAGCUUACCCAUCACAUUACUCCUGGUGAAGGUACCGAGUUCUAUAGGGAAAUGCUCGCUACAGAAGUAAAAAUUAUGGGCGAGGAAGACCCAUCGACAGCCAAUACUGCUUGCAGUCUCAUAAACUUCCUUAUACUUUAUGAAAGAUAUGAAGAAGCAUUGGAGCUCUGUAACCAUUUCAUUCCCAUAAUGAUAACGAUUUACGGUGAAAAUGACUGGCCAACAUUGAAUAUUUUGUACCGUCAAGCUAUGGCGUUCUUUGGGCAGGGAAAUUAUGAUGAAGUUAGGCAGAUAUUGGAGAUGGCAAUCUCCAGGGUAAAGAAUACGUAUGGAGAAGAUCAUCCCUUUGUGUACCAAAGUAUCAGGGGGCUAGGUCAAGCAUUGGAGAGGCAAGGUCAUGAUGAUGAAGCUCUGGCAUACUUUGAGCAGGCUUACUCUGGCUCGCAGAGAUUCUUUGACAAUAACCAUUACGAAGUACAACUCACGGCUCGAUGUAUAAGACAUCUUAAGGAGAAGCUUGACAAUGACAGGGUGCCGGAGGUUUUGAGAUAUCUAUAUACUACUAGAUCUAUAGAAUGUAUAGAGGGGAAUCGGGACUAG